UGCAGGGAGAAGACACAGCUACAGACGUAUAUUAGAGUUGAAGUAAGGAGUAGACAUUACUGUAUUUGAGCACAAGUGUGUUAAGAUGUCAGAGGGAGUCUAUGAAAACUCAGAUGGAUUUGAAGACAACAAACCUGAUGCAAUAAACACAGACAUUGAUGACCAAUUAUAUGGCAACGUAGGAGCCUUCAAACCCAGUCGAAGUGAUGGAGAUGUUGCUUCAGUACCUGUGUCCACAGAGCCUGAUAACUCAGGGAAGAGAUCCUCCACAGUUGCUGCAGUGUUUCUGGGGCUGCUGUGUGUUCUCCUACUGGCUGGGAUCAUAGGCCUGUCUGUCUACUAUUAUGGGGUUUAUAAGAGUUCCUUAGCCUACAAAACCAACUCAUCUGCAGAGAGAGACCAGCUACAGACCAGCUACAACAACCUGACUACUGAGAGAGACCAGCUACAGACCAGCUACAACAACCUGACUACUGAGAGAGACCAGCUACAGACCAGCUACAACAAUCUGACAACUGAGAGAGACCAGCUACAGACCAGUUACAACAACCUGGCUAAACAGAUAGAACAGCUACAGACUGAGAGAGAUUUUCUUAGGGGGUGGCUUACCAAUUGCAAACAAACCUGUACUGCUGGCUGGCAGAAGUUUGAAUCCAGAUGGUACUUCCUGUCUACUGAGACUAAAACCUGGAAGGAGAGCAGAGAGGAUUGUCUGGAGAGAGGAGCAGACCUGGUGAUCAUAAAUAGUGAUGAGGAACAGAAAUUUCUCUUCGACCUCAAGAGGAGAGUCUGGAUUGGUCUGACCGAUUCUGUUAUUGAGGGGACCUGGAAAUGGGUGGACGACACCCCACUGACCACAAGGUACUGGUAUGCCAAACAGCCUGAUAAUGCAGGUCCUAAUGGGGACGAGAACUGUGCUGAGAUAGCCAAAGAUCAGAGUCCUCUGAAGGCAUGGAAUGACUUGUCAUGUGACAGCAUAAUCAACUGGGUUUGUGAGAAAGAGUAACAUCACCAUAACAACAUGCUGUAACACAUACAGUAGACUCCAGUGUCUCUCUCUCUCUCUCUCUCUCUCUCUCUCUCUCUCUCUCUCUCUCUCUCUCUCUCUCUCUCUCUCUCUCUCUCUCUCUCUCUCUCUCUCAAACCCAUGCACACAAAUGUUGUAUUUGUUUGUAUUAGUAUAUUAAUAAAUGUACUGCUUAUUUCCUGACAUUAUAGCUUCCUGUUUACCAGAGUCAACAUGAAGUUAGUAAACAUGACUUUGUUCACAAUGUAUGCGGUGCAUUUGGUCAAUUCCAAUUAAAUACAUUCUUCUUACUUGCUACAGAUAUUUACAAUCUCCAAUUUAGGCCUGGUGAUGACAUUCUCAACAGUACCAAACCACCUUUACAUACACUGUACAGGAGGUGACUGUAUCACCAAUCAAUGGGUGUAGUAGAGAUUUCAAAGGGUAUCAAACGAUGUAAAUGAAUCAUCUUUGACAGUCAGUCUUUGUUGUCAAGUUAAAUAUCAAAUGCUCAUAUUUGACUGUUGUUCCCCUAUAUGAGUCCCAAAAGAGGAGAGUGAAGUUGAUAUUUUCAGUAGUUCAACCAGCUGUCACUCAAACGCCUCAACCAAUUAGGUUCAUAACGAGAGAGGAGAGCUAUGGUGGUUUCAUGUAGUCACCUCAUCUUCACUGGUUAAGACUACCCACCCUCAAUAUCCACUUGGAGCAGUUUGUAGUGUCACAUCUAUAGUCUGGACAUUCUAAUGACCCAUUAUUAUAGUCCUGGACAUACUGAACAUGUUGAUGUAUAUUUGGGGGUAAACAAAGAUGCCCAGGGUCCCUGCUCAUCUGUGUGAACGUGCCUCAGGCAUGCUGCAAGGAGGCAUGAAGACUGCGGAUGUGGCCAGGGCCAUACAUUGCAAUAUCCGUACUGUGAGAUGCCUAAGACAGCGCUACAGGGAGACAGGAUGGACAGCUGAUCGUCCUCGCAGUGGAAGACCACGUGUAACAACACCAGCACAGGAUCGGUACAUCCGAAAAUCACACCUGCGUGACAGGUGCAGGAUGGCAACAAGAACUGCCCGAGUAACACCAGGAACGCACAAUCUCUCCAUAAGUGCUCAGACUGUCCGCAAUAGGCUAUGAGAGACUGGACUGAGGGCUUGUAGGCCUAUUGUAAAGGCAGGUCCUCACCAGACAUCACCAGCAACAACAUCGCCUAUGGGCACAAACCCACCAUCGCUGGACCAGACAGGACUGUCAAAAAGUGCUCUUCAUUGACGAGUCUCACCAGGGGUGAUGGUCGGAUUCGCGGUUAUAGUCGAAGGAAUGAGCAUUACACCGAGGCCUGUACUCUGGAGCGGGAUCGAUUUGGAGGUGAAUGGUCCAUCAUGGUCUGGGGCGGUGUGUCACAGCAUCAUCGGACUGAGGUUGUUGUCAUUGCAGGCAAUCUCAACGCUGUGCGUUACAGGGAAGACAUCCUUCUCCCUCAUGUGAUACCCUUCCUGCAGGCUCAUCCUGUCAUGACCCUCCAACAUGACAAUGCCAGCAGCCAUACUGCUCUUUCUGUGCGUGACUUCCUGCAAGACAGCAAUGCCAGUGUUCUGCCAUGGCCAGCGAAGAGCCCGUAUUCCAAUCCUAUUGAGCACAUCUGGGACCUGUUGGAUCGGAGGGUGAGGGCCAUUCCCCCCGGAAAUGUCAGGGAAUUUGCAGGUGUCUUGGUGGAUGAGUGGGGUAACAUCUCACAGCAAGAACUGGCAAUUAUGGUCCAGUCAAUGAGGAAGAGUUGCACUGCAGUACUUAAUGCAGCUGGUGGCCACACCAGACACUGACUGUUACUUUUGAUUUUGAACCCCCCUUUGUUCAGGGACACAUUAUUCCAUUUAUGUUAGUCACAUGUCUGUGGAACUUGUUCAGCUUAUGUCUCAGUUGUUGAAUCUUGUUAUGUUCAUACAAAUAUUUACACAUGUUUAGAUUGCUGAAAAUAUACACAGUUGACAGUGAGAAGAUGUUUCUAUUUUUUGCUGAGUUUAUGUUAACUGUCACGACUUCUGCCGAAGUCGAAGCCUCUCCUUGUUCGGGCGGUGCUCGGCAGUCGACGUCACCGGUCUUCUAGCCAUCAUUGAUCCAUUUUUCAUUUUCCAUUGGUUUUGUCUUGUCUUCCUACACACCCGUUUUCAAUCCCAUUCCUUUCCUGUUGUGUAUUUAACCCUCUGUUUCCCCUCAUGUCUUUGUCAGAGAUUGUUUGUAUGUCAGUGUAUAUAUUAUUUGUAUUGGUGUGCGACGGGUCCUCGUACCCAUUGUUGUUAUUUGUUACAUUUAGUGUUUGGAGUAUGUUUCGUUCAUUGUUAUUAAAUAACACCAUUACACUCA
This is a messenger RNA of Oncorhynchus masou masou (cherry salmon), 3358 nucleotides long. Its product is annotated as CD209 antigen-like protein C. Gene Ontology annotation, cellular component: external side of plasma membrane. NCBI's taxonomy places the organism in Eukaryota, Metazoa, Chordata, Actinopteri, Salmoniformes, Salmonidae. Bases 86 to 1006 code for a protein of 306 amino acids. The record is from RefSeq and is a predicted model, not a curated record. Gene Ontology annotation, molecular function: fucose binding; D-mannose binding. Gene Ontology annotation, biological process: biological process involved in interspecies interaction between organisms. The transcript is spliced from 6 exons.